GCCAGUUUCCCAGACACAGAUUAAGUCUAGUCUUGGACCUUAAAGAACUUUCUAUUGAAACUUCCAUUGAGCAUGCUUUUUAGUCCAGCACUAGACUCAAUCUGUGUCCAGGAAACAGGCCCCAUAUGUAUUACUGACAUGCUUGUCCUUGUUCAGGACUCCACACACUGGCUUCAGAUUGAACCCUUGACUUCCACUGUCCAGGGAGUGACAAUGUUCAGGCACAGGACACCCAAAGGGAGUUAUGAGUGCACAGUGUCUGGGCUCCGCUGGCUGUGUGAGAGAGAUGUCAUUCUGAAGUAUCACUUCAGGAACUGGGAACCCUACAGUCACCUUCUGAAAGACAUGCAGUACACACAAGGUGGUCCAUUGCUGGACAUCACUAUGGAGUUAGGUGAACUGGAGGAAGUUCAUCUGCCACACUGUGUCUGUUUAGGGACCAACCCUUCCCUGAGGAAUGAGAUGAAGAUUCUUCAUGUAGAGGAACAUGGAGUGUCUUUAGAGGAAGUGCAUGAGGUCACCAGAUUCCAUGCUAAGAUUCUCCAUCCCAAGUUCUCAGUAAUCUCUCUGAUACUGAGAUUACUGUCUUGGAACGUAGAUGUCCACUGUGAGCUGAUGCUCUAUCUGACAGUGAAAAAGGAAACACUAAUUCCACGCCUAUACCUGUUCCCCAGUAACCCCGGCCAAAUGCAGGCUGUGGAACAACAGGAAUCAAAGUUUCAAGGGUCUUCAAGGAUUCUCAUCUCAAGACCAGAGCAGUCCUUCAAACUGAAUAGUUCCUUCAGACUGAACAUUCCCUGUUCUACCUCCAUCAAUCCACCGAGGAUUCAGCUCAUACAUAGAGACACCACACCAAGCUUUUUCAGAGCGGUUGUGAAAAUGACAGGGAUUGACAUUGAGAUGGAGUUAUUCAGUGAUGAUGAGAGGACAGUAUGGAAAGAAAUUGUAUUACGAGAUGAAUACAUCUCUGACACCCAUUCAACAACAUUAAUACUCAUUGGGAUUCCUGCUGAGGAGUUUCUUCAGAAUCACAGGGCUAUACUCAUUCAGGGAGUCAAAAACGCAAAGCCAAUAGCAGAUGUUCUGCGGUCGAAGAGCAUGAUUGGUGAUGAAGAGUACUCCAGAAUAAAAGCUGAAACAACUGAACAGGACCGAAUGAGAGAACUACUGAGAUCAGUCCUCCCUAAAGGACCAGAAGUGACGGGAGCUUGUCUCAAAGCUCUCAUUGAACAUGAACACCAUCUUGUUAAGUACUUGAGUGAAUCUAGCACAUAAUCUGAAGAUGCUGAGGCCUGUCUCCUAGUCUGUGGACAAAGACACUUCUUCACCUAAUCUGAAGAUGUUGAGGCCUGUCUCCUAGUCUGUGGACAGACACUUAUUCACCUAAUCUGAAGAUGCUGAGGCCUGUCUCCUAGUCUGUGGACAAAGACACUUCUUCACCUAAUCUGAAGAUGCUGAGGCCUGUCUCCUAGUCUGUGGACAAAGACACUUAAAUGAUUGUAAGGGAAAUGUUUAUGUUUGUGCUAUUCUUUUAACAAAUGUCUGUGUUUU
Messenger RNA from Salmo salar (Atlantic salmon), 1551 nucleotides. The record is from RefSeq and is a predicted model, not a curated record. Lineage: Eukaryota; Metazoa; Chordata; Actinopteri; Salmoniformes; Salmonidae.